UGGCCACACACAUACACGCACGCGCGCGCGCACACGCACUAAGGGGGCGCUUUAACGACUCCUGUUCGCCUGUCAGUUCAAGUGCGACGUCGACAGGAGCCGCGGUGAUUUUAUUCACGGAAAUAAACGACGCUGUCGUUAAGCUGAAAUCGGUAGAAGGCCCCCCUCCACGACCGAGCGCCGGAACCGAGCGGGAUUAGUGGAGCGGAACGAUGGCGGAGUCGGGCAACAGCGCAGCGGCAGCAGCAGCAGCAGGAGCCGCGGGCUCGAACGGCAGCGCCGCCGAUGCUGGAGGAACAGCCGCGCCCGGUGGAGCCACUGGAGCCGCGGGAUCCAAACCCGGCCUGGAGUCGGUGAAAGGACAGAAUUUCGACGUGGGCCCGCGCUACACCGACCUCCAGUAUAUCGGGGAGGGGGCCUACGGGAUGGUGUGCUCUGCUUUUGACAAUGUGAACAAGAUCCGAGUGGCCAUUAAGAAGAUCAGCCCGUUCGAGCACCAGACGUACUGCCAGCGCACGCUGAGAGAGAUCAAGAUCCUGCUGCGCUUCCGCCACGAGAACAUCAUCGGGAUCAACGACAUCCUGAGAGCGCGCCGCAUCGACUACAUGCGCGACGUCUACAUCGUCCAGGACCUGAUGGAGACAGACCUGUACAAGUUGCUGAAGACCCAACAGCUCAGCAACGACCACAUCUGCUACUUUCUGUACCAGAUCCUGCGUGGGCUGAAGUACAUUCACUCUGCCAACGUCCUCCACAGAGACCUGAAGCCCUCCAACCUGCUCAUCAACACCACCUGUGACCUCAAGAUCUGUGACUUUGGGUUGGCGCGGAUAGCCGACCCAGAGCAUGACCACACUGGAUUCCUCACAGAGUACGUGGCCACUCGCUGGUACCGUGCUCCAGAGAUCAUGCUCAAUUCCAAGGGCUACACAAAGUCCAUUGAUAUCUGGUCAGUAGGUUGCAUCCUGGCUGAGAUGUUGUCCAAUCGGCCCAUUUUCCCAGGAAAGCACUAUUUGGACCAACUGAAUCAUAUACUUGGUAUCCUGGGAUCUCCUUCUCAAGAAGAUCUAAACUGUAUAAUCAACAUGAAAGCCAGGAACUACUUGCAGUCUCUCCCACAGAAGCCCAAAAUUCCCUGGAACAAGCUCUUCCCCAAGGCGGAUAGCAAAGCUCUGGAUUUGUUGGACCGCAUGUUGACCUUUAACCCUAUCAAGCGUAUAACGGUGGAAGAAGCACUGGCACACCCUUACCUGGAGCAGUACUAUGACCCCACUGAUGAGCCGGUGGCUGAGGAGCCCUUCACCUUUAACAUGGAGCUAGAUGACCUUCCUAAAGAGAAGCUGAAGGAACUCAUCUUUGAGGAGACCGCACGAUUCCAGGCCAACUACCAAGGCUCCUGAGGGAAGCAAGCACCCAAGGAGAGCGAUCAAGCCACGCUAAGGCUAAGAACAAGAUAACUCCAAACAAGCUACAAAAGAUGUACACACAUGGUAUUCAAAAAAAAAAAAAAAAGGAAAAAAAAAGGAGAAAAAAAAUGUACAUGGAAAACUUGAGCGUUUCUUUUCUUUCUUUCUCGCCUGGAGGCUCUGUUUGGGUUUCUAACCUGCUAUGUUAACGCCAUCGAACGGGGGCAGCUGUAUCCACCGUGCCACUCCAUGCUGCACACAGCCCCUACUCUUUCACCCUUCCUGCUUAUCGGCUCACACUUUUUCUCUUCCUUGCACUCUCUCCCUCUCUCAUCUCGUCACGUUUGGCCUGCUACCGGUCUGUUGUUUAUGCCAUUAAAUGGAGGAAGAAUAGAGAGGGAGAGAACGUGCGAGCAUAUCGUUACUAUGGGCUCCGGCUGGGUGUGUAUGUAUGUGUAUAUGUAAUUUGGAGGUUUUUUGCAUUUUCUCUGAGUAUUGUAUGUCCGAGAUCCGUUUGUACACUGUAAUUUGAACGUUAUGAUCCUUUGCAAAAUGUGUUUUGUAUGUGGAGAGUUUAUAUUUGAGUAUUUGUUAGAUUUUUUUUUUUUUUUUUUUUAAAAAACAAAAUACAUGUGAGAAGUCUGGUUAGUUUUCCUUGUGAGCUUUUCUUGCUCCAGCUUGUGAAAGCCAAUGCUGAUGAUUCCAAAAAAAAAGGAAAAUAUACAGGAUGAAGAUGUAUAGAACUGAAUCUUGCUUUACUUACUGUACCAUAUCCGAUUCCAUUGGUGGGGUUUUUGAAACGCUAUCGCCAGUGCUCUUGGAAAAUGAAGCCAUCAGUAUCAUCAAACUCAAAUAUCAUCCCCACAUCCCUUUCUUUUUCUCUUUCUGUGUAUCUCUAUCUCACUUUUGCCGCUGCAAUCACGCUUUAGACAUUGAAUGUUCAUUUCCUCAAUGUUCCUUAGUGUGUAGAUUAUCUCCCUGUUGUUAUUUUUGGUUGUGUUGCUCUUACAAUAGUGGUCAUCAAUGACUUCCCUUUUUUUUUUUUUUUUUCCUUUCCAGAUAAGCGUAAUUUAUCUCAGAUUUUAACCGCUGAUCCCUUGACAUCGCUUUCCUCCAGCACCUGCAGCAUUCCUUCACAUUCUUUCUCCUCACACGUUGCCAGUUGAGGAGGCAUAGCCAAGCCGAACGCUUUCAGAGCCAUAGCACACACUCCUUCCCCCCUGGUGAUGUCACAAUUUCUUCAAAAAGGGCUUUUUUCCACGGGGCUUGCUGACCUCAACGCCUCUCUCGUCUGUGAUUGGCUGACCUUGUGAUAAUGUAGUCUGUGACUGGCUGACUUUGCAUGCACCAAAUCACAGGUAGUGUUUCCUAUUUUCCUGCUCGUUUGAAGAAGUGUUAUUGCCUCGUUUGUUUCCUGCAACUGACUAAACGCCUGUAACAACGCAGAUAUAUGCUUUUUGUCCAGUCUCCGAUGAGGAAAGCUAGCUCUAGAUAGGGGGAAUGGAAAAAUUUUUAAAUAGUGGGGUGUGUUUGUCUUUGAAUAAAAGCCAGGCUUGAUUUCUACACCGAUGUUAAUGUUGUUGUUGAUAUUCCUGUGUGGGGGAAAACAAAAGUGCACCCUACAGCACGUUUCAUACAUCGGUCGAAUGACGUUCUUCAAUCUGUGCACCUGCACUUUUUGUCUCACGACCAAAUGCUUUGUUUUAUUUCUUCUUUUUUUUUUUUUUUUUUUCCUCCUGGUGCAGUUUUGCUCUGUCCUCUUUCCUGUCUUCUCUUUAUAGAAACUUUUUGAUCGAUGGAGACAUGCCAUAACUCCUGUAGUACUCGCUCCAUUUCGGUCCCGCUUUCUUUUUCUCUUCUUCUAUGGCACUCUGCUUUUUCUCUUGCUUUGCCGGUGCAUUGUGGGACAGGAAGGCACAGAUGGUCGGGCUGCAUCCCCAUGUCUGUGUCUGCAUGUCUGUCUGUUUCGGCUUUGAGCUGUUUUUCCUCCGCGUCCUCUCGCUGCGAGUGACUCCACGCCGCUCACUGAGCCGAGGGGAACAAAUCUUUACCAAGGAAAAAUUUGUUAUGCCGCCUUGUCGUUGAUGUAUUGCUUAUUUACAAAUGGGACCACAGGGACUGAACAAUCACACAGCACACACCUACAGAUAUCCCUCACUCACACAAGCAGUAUAUGAUUUGAGACCUACAAAUGAGGCAGAUUUAACAAUGUCCUUUUAAUGGCUGUUCUUAUAAUUAUUGCUGUUAUAUUGAUGAGUCUUUUUUUUUAAGAACUGAAAAAGGGAUGUAAAACUUUUGUCCUUUUUUUCCUUUCAUUUCUUUCAUUGUGUGUGAAAAUUAAUUGGGUGUGUCGUCACUCUAUCUGAAAUCUAUUUUUUUUUUUUCCCCUGAAUCUUUUAAGGAUUUAUUUUAAAAGAUGAUUUAAAGCUAUGAGUAGACUGUCAAGAGAUAUGAACCAUGGAUGGUUUUAGUGUAUGUACAUGCUUAUGGGUAUUAUGAAUUAAACAAUUAACAAAGAAACAGACUUAUAUACAUAUAUUAAAUAAAAAUUGCUGAUACUGUUA
Molecule: messenger RNA, 3970 nt
Organism: Pangasianodon hypophthalmus (striped catfish)
Lineage: Eukaryota; Metazoa; Chordata; Actinopteri; Siluriformes; Pangasiidae
Gene: mapk3
Product: mitogen-activated protein kinase 3
Exons: 9
Coding region: 213-1400 (395 amino acids)
Biological process (GO): protein phosphorylation; intracellular signal transduction
Cellular component (GO): nucleus; cytoplasm
Molecular function (GO): MAP kinase activity; ATP binding
Source: RefSeq, a predicted model, not a curated record